AUGGUCCAACUCCCUCAGUCUCGAGUCACGCAAUCAAGGCCGUUUCUUCACUCUGGCGUUGACUACGCCGGUCCAUUCUCGAUUCGAGCCUCCCGCGGAAGAGGAGCGAAAUCAUGCAAGGGAUAUAUCGUUAUCUUCAUCCGCUUCACGACCUCGGCUGUGCAUCUCGAGCUAGUUCCGGACUACACGACGGAGGCAUUCAUCGCGGCGUACAAACGCUUCACAUCUCGACGAGGAAUUUGUGCCUCAACCGCAAGAGAUUGUGGAACGAAUCUCGUCGGAGCAGACUCAGAACUUCGCCGUCUUCUGGCUGCAUCGUCAAAGGAGUUCGCAGAAAUCGCAAACACCCUCGCAUCACACGGAACCCAGUGGCGGUUCAAUCCUCCCUCUGCGCCUCAUUUCGGUGGAAAAUGGGAAGCCGGAGUGAAAUCAGUCAAAUUUCACCUCAAACGAGUCAUCGGAGAAGCUACUCAAACGUUCGAGCAAUUCGCGACGUUCCUCACGCAAGUAGAAGCCACGGUUAAUUCUCGACCUCUUUGCGCUAUCUCGGACGAUCCACGGGAUCCAAGUGCCUUGACUCCAGGACACUUUCUCGUCGGCUGA
This is a messenger RNA of Neodiprion virginianus, 603 nucleotides long. RefSeq lists its product as uncharacterized. NCBI's taxonomy places the organism in Eukaryota, Metazoa, Arthropoda, Insecta, Hymenoptera, Diprionidae. The transcript has a single exon. Bases 1 to 603 code for a protein of 200 amino acids. The record is from RefSeq and is a predicted model, not a curated record. Gene Ontology annotation, molecular function: nucleic acid binding. Gene Ontology annotation, biological process: DNA integration.